AUGGCUGCCUGUGACUGCUCAAACUGUAAACCGGAUGACGCGGAAGCGCUAUGGCUCGCACAACCCUGUCUCACCAACGCGAACUUUCAAGCGGCCCUUGACAUGGAUGAACUCCAGCUUCUCAACCUAAUUGCAACACUCCCCAAUACCCCACUGCCUCCGGUAGUUGACUUACCUCACGUCGCGAUGCUCUGCGGUCCUGAUGACCCCAUUUUGGAGUGUCCCAUACUUGAAAGACUAGUCACGCGUUUGGAACGCGCUUUCGCGGCCUUCUGGCACACACGCUACACUCAGCCUUGUCACCUAGGCCCCGACGAUUACUUCGGACGAGAUCUGGCAUGGGACCUAGCCAAGAACGUGGAUUUACUGCGUGAACCACAUGAUUUCGGUGUGGUACUAGCCAGCGAGGCCAUCAAAGGCCAAUACAACUGCCUCUUUGCAGCCUUGACAGAGUGGAAGGACAACGAUUCUGCGACGGUGGCCAUCUCGCAAGCGGCUGCGCGAAGGAAAGCGGUCUCACGCCCUCCAACAAAGCCUGUUCAGUCAGUCGAAGGAGCUCUUCUGUCAAAGCGCCGUGCCGACGCCGAAAAACUGGCCACCAAAGAGGCCAGGCUGCUCGAGAGACAGCAACUCGCGCUGGAUAAGGCUAAUGAGAAGGCUGCCAACCUCGCGCGGAAGCUAGAGGAGAAGGCUCAAGCCGAGGAGGCUCGAGCCGCUUUGAAGGCGCAAGUGGCCCUUGAAAAGGCUCACUUGCGUGCCCAGCAGAAAGAGGCGCAAGCUUCUGCCACGUCUGAUAAGCGGCGGAAACGUUCAGGAGGGUCUCAAGCUGACCCAGAUCGUGCUAACAAGCGCGUAUCACAGGAUAUUCCGCACUUUGACAGUCCCACGCUGACAACACGUCAGCAGCACCCCAGCGAAAUCGGGAUUUUCGACCCGCGACUAGGUGUGACCGGAGUGAAUUUUGAACAGCUGCAUGAGUUUUCAGAGCUGGGUCACGGCAUAACCAUCAUGUCAGCUACUAUCGCAAUGCAUUCAAGUUGA
Molecule: messenger RNA, 1041 nt
Organism: Melampsora larici-populina 98AG31
Lineage: Eukaryota; Fungi; Basidiomycota; Pucciniomycetes; Pucciniales; Melampsoraceae
Exons: 3
Coding region: 1-1041 (346 amino acids)
Source: RefSeq, a predicted model, not a curated record